Molecule: messenger RNA, 826 nt
Organism: Aspergillus alliaceus
Lineage: Eukaryota; Fungi; Ascomycota; Eurotiomycetes; Eurotiales; Aspergillaceae
Product: Mpv17/PMP22 family protein
Exons: 2
Coding region: 139-468 (109 amino acids)
Cellular component (GO): membrane
Source: RefSeq, a predicted model, not a curated record
AAGAGUUCCUCGAAAACACCUUCCCACCACACGUCCCGUCCCAUCAACAAAACCCCGAUAACCCCGAAAAGUCAAAGACUCACUAGACCAACAUUCUCCACAAGCUAGUUCUAGGUCAAACCAUCGGACCCCCUCCUAAUGAACGUCACCUUCUUGGAUUGUACCAAUAUCUGGUACCAGGUGAGCGUAUCUUUACCUUGGGAGGAGGUUACCAGGAAGAUCUCGCCGUUGAUUAGAAAUGCGUGGACGAUUUGGCCGGCUUGUGCUUUGGGGUGUUUUCUUUCGGUCCCGGUUGAGGAGAGGGUGUUUGUUGCGUCUUGUGUUUGGUUUGGGUGGAAUGUUUUUUCUGGCUUUUUCUGUGCCAAUGCAGGUGUGUAUUCGGGCCUGAUUUCGAGAGGGAAAUCAAUUAUUGAGCAAGUGCUACACAGAGGGUCGAUGUUGGAGAGACAGAAUAUUAUUGUUUGUUAGUAGUACUUUCUACAUUGCCCGAGAUUCUUGCUCAGGGGACGAAGAGUGUAUCACUAAGCUACCAGUCGGAAUGGACGGAGGACCCAUUAUAAAUCAUUAUGCUGUUUGGAUAUGGCAUGGGUAUUCACGCGCAUAUUCCAUUCCCGACCAGAAUAACACGGGUCCAUGGAUUCGGCGAAACUAGCCGGGUCUCUUCUAUAUCGUUAGCGUGCAUCACGCAUCACGUUAACCGCUAUGCUGUAGCGGCCUGGGGUGGUAUCUCUGAUGACGACUACUGUCAUUUCCCGAGUUUUGCGACUAAAGAAGUUAUUUCGGCUGCGUAAGUCCGAGAAAAUACACAGAACAUCGGCCCGUUAGG